AUGCAGAUCCCACAGUCUCUGUGCAAUGAGCCCUGUGCCCCAGGAUACAGGAAAGCUAAAAUAGAAGGGAAGCCAUCUUGUUGCUAUGGCUGUGUCAGGUGCGCAGAUGGGGAAAUGUCCAACUCAACAGAUGCUUUGAUCUGCUUGAAAUGCCCUGCGUAUGAGAUGCCGGAUAGAAAAAGAACUGUCUGCAUCCCAAAAGCUACAAACUAUCUUUCCUAUACAGACACCAUGGGGACCAGUUUAACUGCCAUUGCCUUCAUCCUCUUCAUCACAGCUUCUGUAGUUUUGGGAAUCUUUGUGAAAUAUUGGGAGACUCCUAUUGUGAGAGCCAAUAACCAAAAUCUCAGCUGUCUCCUCCUCAUCUCUCUCAUGUUGUGUUUCCUCUGUACUUUAUUAUUCAUUGGGCGCCCAACACAGAUAUGUUGUCUCCUCCGACAAGUAACAUUUGGGGUUGUAUUUACUAUUUCUGUUUCUUCUGUGUUGGCUAAAACUCUCACAGUUAUUAUUGCCUUCAAUGCCACAAAGCCUGGGAGCAAGCUGAAGAAGUAUGUAGGAACCCAACUGGCCAUCAUAUUAGUCAUUGUAUGUUCUUUUGAAGAGAUGUUAAUCUCAACUGUGUGGAUGGCCUCCAAUCCCCCAUUCCUGGAAGCUGAUAUGUUUUCUGAAAUGGACACAAUUGUUUUGCUUUGUAAUGAGGGAUCAGUCACUUUCUUCUUCUGUAUAAUUGGAUAUAUAGGAACGUUGGCCCUACUGAGUUUCAUUGCUGCAUUUCUAGCCAAGGAUUUCCCUGACCGAUUUAAUGAGGCUAAAAACAUCACUUUCAGUAUGUUGGGGUUCUGUAGCGUGUGGGGGGCAUUUGUCCCUGCAUACCUGAGCAGUAAGGGCAGCAGAAUGGUGGCAGUUGAGAUAUUUGCCAUCUUAUCCUCCAGUGCUGGGUUAUUGGGCUGUAUAUUUGCCCCUAAGUGUUACAUUAUUUAUCUUAGACCUGAACUGAAUUCAAGAAAAACCACUAUCAGAAAAUAA
Molecule: messenger RNA, 1026 nt
Organism: Xenopus tropicalis (tropical clawed frog)
Lineage: Eukaryota; Metazoa; Chordata; Amphibia; Anura; Pipidae
Product: vomeronasal type-2 receptor 26-like
Exons: 2
Coding region: 1-1026 (341 amino acids)
Biological process (GO): G protein-coupled receptor signaling pathway
Cellular component (GO): membrane; plasma membrane
Molecular function (GO): G protein-coupled receptor activity
Source: RefSeq, a predicted model, not a curated record